Messenger RNA from Pimephales promelas (fathead minnow), 596 nucleotides. The record is from RefSeq and is a predicted model, not a curated record. Lineage: Eukaryota; Metazoa; Chordata; Actinopteri; Cypriniformes; Leuciscidae.
CACACACACACACACACACACACACACACACACAGAUACGCCAUAAGCGCGAUCAGACGUCCUCAUCAACAACUCAUUUCAGGUGAAAACCUCCUACAAUGGAGACCAGCAAGAUCCUCUCGUCUGAUAAAGCUACAGUGGUCAUCCAGGUGAAUCCACAGGUGACUCAGCAUAUUGUGAGCGGAGAUGAUGGACAGGAGAGCCGAGGAGCACACCGCAGUACGGCUCUGACUGGGUUCUCCAAAGCACAACCGAAGGCACUGGGGACUGUCCAGAUAAUGAUUGGAGUGGUGGUUUUUUCAUUGGGUAUCAUACAAACCAUUACCUACCGUCACUCACGUAUCUCUGUCUGGAGUGGCAUCACCUACUGGGGAUCCCUUAUUUUCAUCAGUGCUGGAUCUCUGUCUGUUGCUGCACAGAAUAAACUUCAUCUGUGUGUGGUGAAAGCCUCUCUUAUAAUGAAUGUGAUCAGUGCCAUAACUGCAGCGACCGCCGUUGCUCUGAUGUCCAUAGAGAUGGCAAUUAAGAUUUACGAUCUAAGGUGGCGCUAUGGCAGUAAUUCUUAUUACUAUUAUUUGAAGAGUUAUAAUGACUAA